Neltuma alba is the source of this 587-nucleotide messenger RNA. RefSeq names its product succinate dehydrogenase subunit 7B, mitochondrial-like. The transcript has 4 exons. The record is from RefSeq and is a predicted model, not a curated record. Gene Ontology annotation, cellular component: respiratory chain complex II (succinate dehydrogenase). Lineage: Eukaryota; Viridiplantae; Streptophyta; Magnoliopsida; Fabales; Fabaceae. Bases 112 to 420 code for a protein of 102 amino acids.
AAGAAAACAUCCAUACCCCGUCCGUCGAGCUUCGUGUGGGGUUCCGCUGUGUCAGGGUUCUGUGAUCCAUUUGUAUUAUUCACUUGACUAAGGUCACAGCGAAAAGCCAAAAUGGCGUUCUUGUUGAGCAAAACAAGCAUUGCUUCCCAUUUCCGAUCUCACUCCCAGCAGAAGAGGGAGGAUUUUCUUUCUAUCGCGCGCCGUGAAUUCCACAUCGAACCCGGGCCUCGUGAAAAAGCUCUCUUGGCAGAGGAUCCAUCUCUGAAGCCAUUCAAAUCGUAUAAGAAGAGUGUGUCGCGAAUCAAGAGAAUUGGGGAUGUUCUAACAGUAGUUGUUGUUGCAGGAUGCUGUUAUGAGAUAUAUGUCAAAGCAGUAAUGAGAGAAGAAGCUCGGAAGCAGGCAAGGGACCGCAGUGCAUGAUGAAGGGAAUAUUGUGUUGUUAUGUUGUUACAUUUGUCUAAUUUCUGGCAACAACGUGGACCUGUGACGACUAGCCGUGUGUUGAAACUUAGAAUAAGCCGAAAAGCAUUUCAAUCCAAAAUGCCUUGCACCUCAAUGGUUUUAUGCCAUUCUGGGUAGUUGUACCA